Molecule: messenger RNA, 695 nt
Organism: Myripristis murdjan (pinecone soldierfish)
Lineage: Eukaryota; Metazoa; Chordata; Actinopteri; Holocentriformes; Holocentridae
Gene: her8.2
Product: hairy-related 8.2
Exons: 4
Coding region: 84-695 (203 amino acids)
Biological process (GO): regulation of DNA-templated transcription
Molecular function (GO): DNA binding; protein dimerization activity
Source: RefSeq, a predicted model, not a curated record
CGCGCCGCGCCGAGGGCCCUUAGAGACGCGCUGAGAUUUAGCCAAGGCAAGACACAAGUACACAGGCUCCCAAGAAAAAAAAUAUGACCGCUUCAUCUAUGGCGCACAACGUGGCGAAACACCCGAGUGCUAAGGAGGAGAGAAAGCUGAGGAAGCCGCUUAUUGAGAGAAAAAGACGGGAGAGGAUAAACAAUUGUUUGGAUCAACUGAAAGAGACUGUGAUCGGAGCUUUCAGACUUGAUCAAUCCAAACUCGAAAAAGCCGAUAUACUAGAGAUGACAGUGAAACAUCUGCAAAACAUCCAGAGUAAUAAACUCAUUGACCCCGCAUUAGGCCUUGAGGCUCAGCAGAAAUACAGCACAGGCUACAUCCAGUGCAUGCACGAGGUCCACAACAUGCUCCUUACCUGCGAGUGGAUGGACAAAACACUGGGCUCCCGCCUGCUCAACCACCUGCUCAAGUCCCUGCCAAGGUCCACGGAUGAGGCGCCCCUCCAGCCCCCCCCAAGGCAGGACGUCCCACCUCUGCCAAGCCAUGGUGCCAGGCUCCCCUGCACACCAGUCAGAGGUGACCCACAGCCUGGCAGGCAAGUCCAGAGAGAGGCUGCCCCCCACCACCAUGCUGCUGGAUAUCAGGAGAGGCCCCCACUCCACAGCCCCCACCUGGGCAUGCUGGAGAUGUGGAGGCCCUGGUGA